This is a messenger RNA of Astyanax mexicanus (Mexican tetra), 5336 nucleotides long. RefSeq names its product transient receptor potential cation channel, subfamily A, member 1b (gene trpa1b). Gene Ontology annotation, biological process: monoatomic ion transport; transmembrane transport. Lineage: Eukaryota; Metazoa; Chordata; Actinopteri; Characiformes; Acestrorhamphidae. Gene Ontology annotation, molecular function: monoatomic ion channel activity; protein binding. Gene Ontology annotation, cellular component: membrane. Bases 139 to 3459 code for a protein of 1106 amino acids. The transcript is spliced from 27 exons. The record is from RefSeq and is a predicted model, not a curated record.
GUUUUCUUUGCAUUAUUUAAGGUCUGAUUUAUCCUCAGAGUGUUUGAUAUUAAAACUCUGUUGUUUCAGAUACUGUCAGCUGACCACUGUGCACUUCAUUAUAGCUUGACCUCCUGAAUACACAACAGCGAGAAACCAAUGAAGGAGAGCAGCUCGUACUGUUGUGUGAUAGAAGAGGAUGACAUGGCUCUCGCUAUGGCCAAUGUGUUUGAGUGGUCUUGUAAAGGAAACAUUUCAUCACUGGAGUUUCUCAGCCAGAAGAAUCCAGAACUGCUGAAGUCCAGAGACGAGUGCGGCGCGGGCCCGAUCCAUCACGCCGCGGCCAGCGCUAAUCUAGCGGUCAUCCGGCUGAUAGUAACCGUUGUUGGCCCCGAGGAGUUGAACACUCAGGAUGAUCAUGGCCGGACUCCACUGCACUGGGCUGUAGAGAAGAAUCAGGAGGGGAGCUGCUCGCUGCUGCUGGAGCUGGGGGCUGAUCCUAACAUCCUCAGCUUAUCAUUAACUGCCCCGUUGCACCUGGCUAUCAGUCUUGAACACAACAACCUGGUACAGCUGCUGCUGUUGUGCGACCGGACAGAUGUGGAUUUGGAGGGUGAUCUGGGGAACACACCGGCAAUGGUGGCGUGUUCCAACAAUAACUGCCAGGCCCUACAAAUUCUUUUUAAAUACAACGCAAAGUUGUGCCAUCAGAACAAGCUGGGCCACUUUGCCAUCCACACUGUGGCGUUUGCUGGUGCCAAAGAGGCCAUGGAGGUGAUUCUGCAGAAAGGUGAGGAGAUGGGUAUCACCACCUCUGGACAUAUAAACUAUCUGGAUAAGUCUAAAAGCUCACCUCUUCACCUGGCCGUGCGAGGAGGGAACACUGAAGUCAUUAAGCUCUGCAUCAGUAAAGGAGCCAAAGUCGAUCAGCAGCAGUGUGACAAAUCCACGGCUCUGCACUUCGCCUGCACUCAGGGAGCCACUGAAGCGGUCAAAAUCAUGCUCCAGCCCUACGAACGAAUGGAGGAAAUAAUCAACAUCAGAGAUGGUGCCAAUCAGACGCCUCUGCACAGGGCCACGUUAUUUGAUCAUGUGGAGCUGGCUGAAUAUCUCGUUUCAAAGGGAGCAGAUAUUGAUUGCAUUGACUGUAAGGGUCUGUCCCCUCUGCUGCUGGCGACAACGUGCAGUGCCUGGAAAACGGUUUCAUUUCUGCUGCUGAAAGGUGCAGAUUUCAGAGUCAAAGACAAAGCGGGACGCAACUUCCUCCAUCUCGUCAUCUUCCAGCCGAAAGGCCUGAAAAAUCUCCCUGAAAAUCUUUUACAGAGUAAAGCAGUGAGGGAGCUGAUGAGUGAUGAAGAUUAUGAAGGCUGCACCCCGCUGCAUUACGCCUGCAAGCUUGGCAUCCAUGACUCAGUCAAAAACAUGCUUAGUCAAAAAAUCUGCCUGGGCCGCAAAUCAAAGCAAAAGAAAUCCGGACUUCACUUUGCUGCAGAAUAUGGGCGUCUGAACACCUGCAUCAGGCUGCUGGAGACCAUCAGUGACUCUAGGCUGCUAAACGAGGGUGAGGAGAAUGGACUGACCCCUCUCCAUCUGGCCUCCAGAGGGGGACACACUAAAGUGGUGGAACUGCUGCUCAGGAGAGGGGCACUGUUUCAAAGUGAUUAUAAAGGCUGGUCGUGUUUACAUCAUGCUGCAGCUGAAGGAUACACUCAAACCAUGGUAAUCCUCCUGGCUGCCAACGUCAAACUGCUGGACUACACAAACGAGGAGGGGAACACGGCUCUGCACUUAGCAGCGAGAGCAGGCCACGUUGCAGCAGUGAAGCUGCUACUGAACAGAGGAGCUCUAUUCAUGCUCAACAAAAACGGCGCCUCCUUCCUGCACGAGGCUGUACGCAACGGCAAGAAAGAAGUAGCUAAUGCUGCUAUUGAGAACGAGAGGUCCAGUGAGGCUUUGAGUCUGUUUAAAAAAGGCCCAGGCUUUCGCUGUGUUGUUCUGGACUUAAUUGAGUUCCUUCCAGAAUCUACCAAGCACCUCCUGGACCUGUGUAUGGUAGAAUCAGAGCAUGACCCAAACAACAUCAACUACCAUAUCACUUACAAUUUCAAGUGGCUUCAGGCUCCAAUUCUGCUCAAGAAGUAUGCUAAGACGGACAAAUCAAUGAAUUUUCAGCCUCUGGCAGCACUGAAUGCGAUGGUGCAGUACAACCGGCUCGAGCUCCUCACUCAUCCAGUGUGUCAGAAAUACUUAGAGAUGAAAUGGAAAGCAUACGGGAGUAAAGUUCAUUUACUCAAUCUGGCCGUGUAUCUGCUGGGCCUGCUGCCCCUCACAUACCUCAUCAUCAACCUCAAACCCACCCAGAACACCUCCGUCAACGGCACCACCGUCACCAUGGCUUCUGUUUCCUUCAGAACGCAAAGCUACAUGAUCUCUGUCUGCAUUGUCAUGGUCCUUGUCAUGAACGUGUACGCCAUUUGUAAAGAGCUGGUGCAGUUGGCUCAGCAGCGUCUGAUUUACUUCAUGGACUCCACCAAUGUGUCGGACUGGGCCUCGGCAAUCUCCUCUCUGGUUUUCGUUAUCCCGUUGUUCUUCAGUGUGGAUAAUAAAUGGCACUGGGAGGCUGGAGCUUUGGCCAUUCUGUUUGCCUGGAUCAACUUCCUACUCUACUUCCAGAGGUUUGAGCGUUUUGGUAUUUACGUGGUGAUGUUUGGGGAAAUUAUAAAAACGCUGAUCAGCACCAUUGUCCUGUUCGUCUUCCUCCUGCUGGCAUUCGGUUUGUCCUUCUACGCUCUGAUGCUUCAUCGAGUGGAGUUUAACUCCAUCAGCCUGUCUCUGGCUCAGACGUUUGUGAUGACAGUGGGAGAGCUGAACUAUCAGAACACUCUGCUGGAGGCGUAUGAACAGGGUCAGCUGGCCUUUCCUGAAAUCAGCUACUUCAUCUUUGUGCUCUUUGUUCUCCUCAUGCCCAUCCUCCUCAUGAACCUGAUGAUCGGUUUGGCUGUGGGAGAUAUAGCAGAGGUGCAGAGGAACGCAACACUGAAGAGGAUUGCCAUGCAGAUUAAUCUUCAUACCAACUUGGAGGAAAAGCUGCCGUACUGGUACAUGAAGAGAGUGGACAAGCCCAGCAUCACCAUCUACCCAAACAAGAAAUGCGAAAAAGUUUUGGGGAUGAUUCAGCAGUUCUGGAAUUUCGGAGAAGAAACUGAAGUUCGGGUUCGCCUGAACACAAACGCACGCAAGAGCUGCCCACUGGAGAGAGAGAUAAUGAAGCAGAAAUACAGGCUGAAGGAGAUUUCCUCUGUGCUGGAGAAGCAGCACAACCUGCUGAAGCUCAUCAUCCAGAAGAUGGAGAUAACAUCUGAGGCUGAUGAACAUGAUGGCCCUCAGGACUUCAGGGCCAUCACCUCUGCAUUGCCCUCAUCCAUCAGCCGAGGCUCUCGAUGGGUCCCGCUGAUCCGGGCGCUCGGGGUGAAGAAGUGAUGCUGAAAAAAAGAGUCUGCAAUCGGUUCUGAAUAAAAAAUCCCUUUUUUCUUUCUUAAGGUCUUAUUCUAUAGUCAGUGUUGUGCCCACAGGAAUCAGGUUAAGCUCUCAGGGUCCGAACAUUUCCCAGUGUAAACUAGAAAAGAACAGUUUCAGCAGGUUUGAACUGUACCCUGCUUUAGAAAUAAUAUAGCAGGACCUACAGGUAUGUGGUUUCAUUCAUUUUAUUCUACCCCUCCAUGUCCUCCCCAAGAAAAAUACACUUCCACUUUCACACUUUUUGAUAAAACCAGAACACCCCUUAAAAUAUAACCUGAUACACUGCUGCCAGUUGGUAGAGAUGGUGCAAUAAGGUUGAGUUAAGCUCAACACCUUCUUCCAUGACAAAUCAAUAACUCAAAAUGUUCUCGCUAAAAGGAUUUGUUACUGAUUCAUGUUAACAGAUUUUUAAACCUUUAUUUGAUAAUAGAAGUAAUAAUACAUGCAAACUUACUCUUUGUUAGGCUCAUCAUAGUGCACUGAACUUUAUUACUUAUUGAUAAUGAUGUAGUUUGUAUACUUACAUUGUUUGUGUAAGCUUACAGAAUCAUACACUGUAAAACUUUUGUUGUAACUGAUUACCUAAUACAUUUUAAGUUCAUGUAAUAUAAUUUUUAAUUACAAUGAACUUAACAAAUACAUAUACAUAUAUAUUUAAAAUUAAUAUUUUCCUGAACUUGUAUUUAGUCUUCUUUCUGGUUUCAUCCAACUAUUUUUUUAAAUACUCAUAGAAAAGUAGAUGAAAGAAAACAGUAAAGAAUUAAAAGUAGAGUUACUGCAGCUCUGAUGCUUGUUCUUACAGCCUACACAUCCAGUAUGCAAAUAGAUUGUGACAGAAACCAAUGGAAAAGAAGCUGAUAAUGGCAACAGACUAAACUCAGUUAUUAUAAGUUGAUUCAAAUCAAAGAUCUCUGUUUAAGUGUAUGUGCUUACGAAUGUUCAACUAACUCAAAAUAGUUGAGUAUUGUUUAGAAAUCUCCAAUUUUAUGUAAAACAGACUUAAACCAUUUGAGUUCAAACAACUUCUGGGUUUACAGUGUAUGUAAAAUCUAAUGUAUAAUGUAUCUACUCUGAUGUAUUCAUUGUUUUAUUCAUUCUUUGUCUCACUAUUCCAUGAACCCAAAUGUAUCACUGUAGAGAAAUAGUGAUAUACACAAAAUAUUACUCACAUAAUAUUACAAAAAUGACACAGUGUGUCUUACAUUUCCUCUGUUUUUUAUUUGAUUGCCAACAGUAUGAACCUAAGAUAUUUAAGAUAUCUAAGAUAUUUAAUAUUCAACAUAUUGUAUUCUGUGUGGAGAAUUUUUGAAAACGACAAGAACGAAAGGAGACAACAAUAUCUCGUACUGUCUUACAUCAUAAGAUGGGUUUUUAGAAAGAACGGGACAAAAUAACACAGGAAAACACAUUUUACUGAUUAGUAUCUUUGGUCCCAAACUUUAAAAAGUUGGAAAAAGAGGUGAGGGGUGCUGAGUGGUCCAGUGGUCUAAAGCGCUGCCACUAUAUAUAUAUAUUGGUUUGAAUCCUGGUCAUACAGCUUGCCAUCAGCUUCCGGGGGCCUGAGAGAGAACAAUUGGCCUUGCUCUCUUCGAGUGGGUGGAUGGCUCACCUUCCCCUCAUCACUCCUAGGGUGAUGCCGAUCAGCACAAGGCGUCUGUGAGCUGAUGUAUUGGAACCGUGUGGAACCGCACUGGCUGCUCGGCAAUGCUACAUCAGCAGCAGUUCAAAAAGAGGUUGUGGCUGACUUUGCAUGUGCUAGUCUUCACCCUCCUGGUGUUUUGGGGGAUAUACAGCUGAGUAGCAGCUAAAUAGGUGGUACAGUUGGCCAGAUAAAUUGG